AUGCAUGAUGCUUCGCCAUCACUUGAUGGGCCCUCCAACCUCAGCUUGAAAAUCCUUAUCGUGGGAGGAGGAAUUGGCGGCUUGACGGCAGCAAUAGCUCUGCGAGAACAAGGGCACGAAGUCGAUAUUUAUGAGCAGUCGCAGUUUGCAAAUGAGGUCGGAGCUGCCAUCCAUAUCGUACCGAAUGCAAACAGUGUUUUACAGCGUCUCGGGAUUAUGCACGAGGAAGAGGGGGCUAUCCGAUUGCGGCAGACCAGGUUCUUCAAAUCCACCGGGGAACUACUCUCCACAACAAAUAAUGAAGCCGAUAGUUAUCAUUGGCAAAAGCCAUGGCUGCUAGCUCACCGAGCCCAUCUUCAUUCUCACCUAAAGAGGGUGGCAACCUCUACCAAGGGAAGGGGGCCACCAGCGCGGCUACAUACUUCUUCCAGGAUCAUCACUGUCGACCCAUUGACAGCAACGAUCAAGUUUACGAAUGGAGAUCAAGCUCAGGGUGACCUAAUUGUUGGUGCUGACGGUGUUCAUUCAAGAUGCAGACUUGCGAUAGCUGGACCGGAAUACCGCCCCCAGAAGUCCGAUCGGAGCGCUUUCCGUUUUAUGGUACCCACAGAGGCUGUUCUAGCUGAUCCGGAGACUCGAUCACUGGCUGAGGUACGGGGCUCAAUGGAUAUGUACUAUGCCGUUGAUCGAAAGGCGGUAAUUUAUCCUUGCGCCCAUAACACAUUGCUCAACUUCGUCUGCCUCCAUCCGGCUGCAUUGUCAGAUGCUUCGGCUGAAACCUACGACAAAACGGUCCGAAUAGAAGCCCUUCUGCACGUCUACAAGGAGUUCAGCCCCCAAUUGCUGAAAGUUUUCCAGAAAUGUGAUCCAGAAUCCCUCAAAGUAUACCCUCUUUUCGACGUGGAGACCCUUCCAACUUUUAUCAAUGACCGAUUGGUUCUGAUUGGUGACGCUGCACAUCCUUUUACACCGCACUUGGCGCAAGGAGGAGCCAUGGCCAUUGAGGAUGCUGUAUCUUUGGGAGUGAUGCUAUCUAAAGGUGUCACUUCUGUUGAAGUGCCCGAGCGUUUGAGGCUUUAUAAUAAAGCACGCUAUGGUAGAGCCACAGCCAUUCAAAAUUUUAGUCGCAUUGUUGGUAACGAUGUAUUCGAAUACAUCAAUUACGGCCUUAGCCACGAUGAACACGACGCCUCCACUCAGGUGCUCAGGGAGCAUCAAUGGUCGCAGUGCCCGAAGCUUUACUGGCGCCAGCCAACGGUCUUCGGACCAAUGCCUGGACCACGACAGGACUUUAGGGGCAACCCGGAGAUAAGAGACCUAUCGACUACUCGAACGGCCAGAAUAACUUUCAAAACGAGCGCUACCCUGCUUCGAAAUAUGCUGCCUAGCAAAGCUUAUAGUUUUGCUGUAGGUGACACCGUCGCGACAGCUAGCCUGUCCGUUCAAUCACUUAACAAGCUCGACUGGCUUGGCGGUGGCAGCUAUGACUUGAUCAUGUUCCAAAUACACGGUGUAAAGCAUACAGCACCAGACGGCUCGGUCAUCCACGGCAGGUUUUGUCCUGUGUUAUUUGAAAACCUGGCAGAUCCCAUCUUGUCUGGUCGCGAGGAGCUGGGAUGGCCGAAGCUGUUUUCUGAAAUCGACAUCCAAACGCCUUCCGAAAAUUCGUACGAGGUGACCGUAGCAUGGAGGGGUGCAAAAUGGGCGUCAUUCUGGUUACAUGGACUCCGCGACGAACUCGAGAGCAACAAAGAUGGCAAGACACCUACAGUCCCAGACGAUGGCCUGCUAGUCCACAAGUUCCUACCCACAACAACUGACCAGCCGCACCAAAGCAAAGCGGAUUCCAACUACGACGUCUUCAUUCCUGAUCUUCCCGCAAAGACAACAACAGCAGACACAAAUAAUGACAACAGCAACCAGAGCUCGUUUGUUCCAACUCAAACAUCAUGUCAAGUUUCGUCACAGGCAGGAUUCAGAAUAUUUCCCCUUGGCCAGAGGGAGCUGCCUACGCUAUAUCACAUUGUCGAUCGUCUGGCAGAAGUUCCCAUUUUUGAGGUCACGGACGCACGGCUGUGGACGGAACAAGGUGUGAGAAAUCUCUCGGACGCACGGAGGAUUGGUUGA
Molecule: messenger RNA, 2127 nt
Organism: Talaromyces proteolyticus
Lineage: Eukaryota; Fungi; Ascomycota; Eurotiomycetes; Eurotiales; Trichocomaceae
Exons: 7
Coding region: 1-2127 (708 amino acids)
Molecular function (GO): monooxygenase activity; FAD binding; lyase activity
Source: RefSeq, a predicted model, not a curated record